UCGUUCACCAGAUGAGCGGUUGACGGUCAAGGUCAUUAGGUAACAGCUGGUCAAACAGCUGAUAGUUCCCAGAAUGCACCGUGUUGUGUAUCUGUCGUCAUGGUUGUUAAGCUCGUGGUGUUCGUGAUUUUUGUGUCGUUAGGGGUGAAGGCCGAAGAAUGUGAAGUCCAGAACCAGUGGGGCGGCGACCCCUGUAACCUCCCAGGUGGGUUGGCUGUGGAGAGCCUCCCUAACCACCAUUCUGUCACUGGAGAGAAGUGUAAUUCAUUCUACCCAAAGGAGGAGUUCAAGAAGCAGCCCACGAUCUCGUAUUCUGGCGCAAGACAGGGUGAGAAGUACACCGUGGUUAUGGUGGAUCCCGAUGCCCCAAACCACCCCGAGGGCAAAUUCUAUUUACACUGGAUAAUAAGUAACAUCCCAGGAGACGACCUGCAGGGUGGCAAUUUGAAGGCUGGCACAGUUCUAUCACAGUAUCGGGGUCCAACGCCCCCUGACGGCACGGGAACUCACCGGUACCUGCUGCUGUUGUACCGCCAGGACCCAACGGCCAGUCUCACGUUGGGCCUGCCUGACUCUCGCCGCAGCCAGUUCGACCUGGGCGCCUGGUCCAACGGCCUGUGUGGCCCCCUCUCUGGCGUCCAAUUCCGCACCAACUUUUCUGGGAAAGAGGACUAAAGGAAGUCAAAUCUUAAAACCCCUCCCAACUUUAUUUUAUUUUGUUUUGAAAUUAAAGUCUGAGAACUUCA
This is a messenger RNA of Homalodisca vitripennis (glassy-winged sharpshooter), 746 nucleotides long. RefSeq names its product protein D2-like. The record is from RefSeq and is a predicted model, not a curated record. The transcript is spliced from 4 exons. The coding region runs from base 100 to 675 and encodes 191 amino acids. NCBI's taxonomy places the organism in Eukaryota, Metazoa, Arthropoda, Insecta, Hemiptera, Cicadellidae.